UUAAGCUCUCAAAUCACCACGUUAACGAACCACAAUGCGCUCACUUUCAAGCACGCGCGCGAGCCUGGGCCGCGCCCUGCUGUUGGGCGGCAGCGGCAGCAACAGCGCAGCCAACAGCGCUAGCACAGCAGCCAUCACAGCAGCUGCCGCUGCAGCCUACUCAGCGCUUGUGCCUCAGCAGCAGCCGCAGUCUGACCUGCCGGCGCUGCUCGCGGCGGCGGCACGGCGCCACUUCGGCAGCGGCACCGACUAUUCAGACGGCCGCGCUGACUCGCACGAGUUUGAGCCGCGCGGUGGGGCCGCCGCGGUGGGCGCUGGCAGGAACAAGUGCGUGAUGCAUUGCGACGAGGGCUUCGGCACCGCGAGCGCCUGGCGAACGACGCAGCCGCGACUGGGUGCCUGGCCCAAUGCGGAGCCGGGCGUGCCGCGGCCGGAUGUGGUGCCCGCGCCGGAGCCAUCCAUCUUUGUCAAGGAGACCAAGCUGUCCAUCAUCGGCGGCCUGACGGACACAGACGCCAUUGAGGAGUACGACCGCAUCAAGGGCACCGCCGACCUGGACGACAACGGCUCGCCCACAGCCAUGAGCGGCAUGUAGACUGCUGGUGGUCGUCGUUGGUGUUGGUGUUGGUGCCGGUGGUGGUGUUGGUGGUCGGGAUGUCGAAUGGCCUAUUGGGCGCUGGUGGUGCAUAUGUGGUUGUCCGUGUGGUGCAGGGCGUGGGCACUGGGCAGUAGGUAGAAGCCAGCAGGUGACUGAGCAGCGAGUGAGGUCCACCUAGCUACGGACUGGCGCGUCCCUGUAAUUGUGCUGGUUG
Chlamydomonas reinhardtii is the source of this 812-nucleotide messenger RNA. RefSeq lists its product as uncharacterized. The record is from RefSeq and is a predicted model, not a curated record. Lineage: Eukaryota; Viridiplantae; Chlorophyta; Chlorophyceae; Chlamydomonadales; Chlamydomonadaceae. The coding region runs from base 35 to 595 and encodes 186 amino acids. The transcript has 3 exons.